Messenger RNA from Effrenium voratum, 868 nucleotides. NCBI's taxonomy places the organism in Eukaryota, Dinophyceae, Suessiales, Symbiodiniaceae. The record is from the annotation of a GenBank genome assembly.
CAAGGAGAUGCUGACGGGCAAGGCUUGCGACUUGGUGGAGGAUCUGGACAUGGAGCUCCUGGCAGAGGAUGGUGGCUACGACAUGAUCUUUGAGAGGUUGGACAGAGGUUUCAAGCACGAGCCACUGACAGAGCUGCCGGACGACUUCGAGAAUUUCUUCGUGAAGCUGCAGCGGCGACCUGGUGAGACCAUGCAGGAGUAUGCGGCGGAGUUUACACGGUCGCAGAGGAGACUGCAGAACACCCACCGGGUGGAGCUCCCCGAGAAGGAGCAACGCCAGAUGGUCCUCACAAUGAUGGGUGCUGACAACAUGACGUUGGGGAGGGCUCAGGAGGCGAUGUUCUUCAUCAUCGGCCAGGACAACAAGGCGGAGCGCCCCCGGAAGGAUGUGUACUACACGAGCAAGUACUGGGGCACUGAGGAGCAUCCCGUGAACGACUUCCCGCAGCACCCGCACGAGAUCUACUUCUACAGUGAUGAUGAAGAGGAGUGGAACGAUCAGGACGAGGACUACUUCGACCAGCCUGUCCAGGACAUGGAAGGGGCCGAGAUCUUUGAUGUGGCUGCCUACAUCAAUGCCAAGAACCAAAUGAACCGGAUGCGAACCUCCCGAGGAUUCUAUCCGGUGGUGGCGAUGGUCGACGCCAGAGGAGGUAGCAGCCGGGACAAGGACAAGGGCAAGGGCAAACGGAUCAUCCCUAGCGAGAUCGGCACCCUCAUCACCGACGACCUCUGCAUCGGCAAAGAAAGAGGCAAGGCUGCAGUGGGCAAACAGUUGUGCUUGCGAUGUGGCCAGCUUGGCCACUGGGCAGCUCCUGCAAUCCCGGACGAGCCACGAUGCGCUUUUGCAGCGUUUGCCGGAACUUGA